CCAGCCCCUGGGCGCGGCCUGCAGGGGGCAGGUGAUCGCCAGGGAAAGCGGGGGCAGGACCAGGCUGGAGCUGGUUCAGUAGCCGCCCGCAGCCACGGGAGCCCUCGUUGCGCCUCCGCCCGGUGCGCUCUGCUCGGCCCGCCGACCCGGCUCUGCGCUCGGCCGCCUGACAUGUGUGCCGCCCGGAUGCCGCCCCUGGCGCAUAUCUUCCGAGGGACUUUCGUCCACUCCACUUGGACCUGCCCUAUGGAGGUGCUGCGGGAUCACCUCCUCGGCGUGAGCGACAGCGGCAAAAUAGUGUUUUUAGAAGAAGCAUCUCAACAAGAAAAGCUGGCCAAAGAAUGGUGCUUCAAGCCCUGUGAGAUAAGAGAACUGAGCCACAAUGAGUUCUUCAUGCCCGGGAUGGUUGACACACACAUCCAUGCUGCCCAGUAUUCCUUUGCCGGGAGUAAUGUAGACCUGCCACUUCUGGAGUGGCUGACCAAGUACACGUAUCCUACAGAACUCAGACUCCAGAACAUCGACUUUGCUGAAGAAGUGUUUACCAGAGUUGUUAGGAGAACGCUGAAGAAUGGAACAACCACUGCUUGUUACUUUUCAGCAAUUUACACGGACUCAUCUCUGCUCCUUGCAGAAAUUACAGAUAAAUUUGGGCAGCGAGCGUUUGUGGGCAAAGUCUGCAUGGAUAUGAAUGACACCUUUCCAGAAUACAUGGAAGGCACUGAGGAAUCAAUCAAGGAAACAGAGAGAUUCGUGUCAGAGAUGCUCCAAAGGAACUAUCCUAGAGUGAAGCCCAUAGUGACGCCACGUUUCUCCCUUUCCUGCUCUGAGAUGUUGAUGAGCGAACUUGGAAGCACCGCGAAGACUCACGAUUUGCACAUUCAGAGCCAUAUAAGUGAAAAUCCUGAUGAAGUUGAAGCUGUGAAAAACUUAUAUCCUAGUUAUAAAAACUAUACAGAUGUGUAUGAUAAAAAUGGUCUUCUGACAAAUAAGACAGUGAUGGCGCAUGGCUGCUACCUCUCUGCAGAAGAACUGGAUGUAUUCCGGGAGCGAGGAGCAUCGAUCUCACAUUGUCCCAACUCAAACUUAUCGCUCAGGAGCGGCUUUCUCAAUGUGCUAGAAGUGCUGAAACAUGAAGUGAAAAUAGGGCUGGGUACAGAUGUGGCUGGUGGUUAUUCAUAUUCCAUGCUUGAUGCAAUGAGAAAAGCAGUGAUGGUUUCCAAUAUCCUUUCAAUUAAUAAGAUAAAUGAGAAAAGCCUCACCAUCAAAGAGGUAUUCAGACUAGCUACUCUUGGAGGAAGCCAAGCCCUGGGGCUUGAUAGAGAGAUUGGAAACUUUGAAGUGGGCAAGGAAUUUGAUGCCCUCUUGAUCAACCCCAAAGCAUCUGAUUCUCCCAUUGACCUGUUUUGUGGGGAUUUUGGUGUUGAUACUUUUGACACUAUUAUCCAGAAGUUUCUCUACCUAGGAGAUGACCGAAAUAUUGAGGAGGUUUAUGUGGGCGGAAAGCAGGUGGUUCCCUUUUCCAGUUCAGUCUAAGACCCUCGGCGUCUGGAGUUCUCCUGGAUGACAUGGUUCUGCGCCUGCCUCGUGGUGCCCAGGCAGAGUUAGAAAGUUAAAAAAUAGUACCUUGUUCUUGGGAUGACUAUCUCUUUCUGUGUUUACUUACAGUACUCACUUGACAAAUCGAAGGAAGUUGCAUUGAUCCUCAAGUCUCUGAUCGGGCGGAUUCAAAAUCUCUCCCUUUGGAGCUGUUCAGAUUUACUUUAAGCUUAAACAUAAGAGAAUGCUAUCACUAGCGGUGUUAAUUAUGAGCUCUAAGUAAAAUCUAUUUUGUAUCUGGAAAUGUGGAGAGGAAAGAUAUUCUUAUAAGGUUAGAUAUUCUGAGCUAAUAAGUGUGAAGUUUGGGUACAGAAAAUCAACUAGUGAGCAUAUUUUUAUGAAGGAGAAAAAGACUAUGAACAAACAUUGGAAAAUCUUUUCAGAUUGCUUGAAAAUUAUAUACUGAGCUUACUAAUUUAAAAAGAGAACUCGUUGAAUUGUAAAACGUGUUUCUAGAUUGACUUUGUGUUCUGGAAAUUUGAACUUAAUGGAAUUUGCAUUUCAGAGA
Molossus molossus (Pallas's mastiff bat) is the source of this 2107-nucleotide messenger RNA. It is a transcript of the gene GDA, whose product is annotated as guanine deaminase. The record is from RefSeq and is a predicted model, not a curated record. Gene Ontology annotation, biological process: guanine catabolic process. Gene Ontology annotation, molecular function: zinc ion binding; guanine deaminase activity. Gene Ontology annotation, cellular component: cytosol. The coding region runs from base 172 to 1536 and encodes 454 amino acids. The transcript has 14 exons. Lineage: Eukaryota; Metazoa; Chordata; Mammalia; Chiroptera; Molossidae.